Parasteatoda tepidariorum (common house spider) is the source of this 2561-nucleotide messenger RNA. Its product is annotated as serine/threonine-protein kinase PAK 1. Gene Ontology annotation, biological process: protein phosphorylation. The record is from RefSeq and is a predicted model, not a curated record. Gene Ontology annotation, molecular function: ATP binding; protein serine/threonine kinase activity. NCBI's taxonomy places the organism in Eukaryota, Metazoa, Arthropoda, Arachnida, Araneae, Theridiidae.
UUCUCAACCCAAACCCAUACUUCCGUUUCGAUUUUUGUUUCCGGAAGUUAUUUUUAUUAAUUUUAAUGAAAUAUUUCGUUUAUGAGUUUUUAUAGAUAUGUACAUAGGUAAACACAAAAGUAAUAAAAUGUAAUAUCCUAGCUUAUAAAAUUAAUAAUUUUUCUUGAAUAAUAAAACAUUUUACCUACGAAGGUACGUAAUUUCCGGUUUAUUUUAAUGUUAACUUUCUGAUAACUUUUAAGGAGCAUUCCAUCUGAAAAUCUCAACAUGAGCAGUUUAUUUACCAAAUUACGUUCUUCAAAGAAAUCAGGCAAAAAAGAACAAGCACCUUCAGAAAUUGGAAUACCUUUUUCUGUCAAACAUAACAUUCAUGUGAAAUUUAAUGAAAAUACAGGAGAAGUUGAAGGUUUGCCUGAGCCGUGGCUUCGUCUUUUACAGCAUGCAAAUAUUAGUAAAACUGAACAGAGUCAAAAUCCUGCUGCUGUUUUACAAGCUCUUAAGUACUAUGUCCAUUCCAUUAAAAAAAAGCCAUGUGAAGUGAAGUUUAUGACUACUACUAAAACAGCUGAUGAAGAAUCCCUAGAAAUUGAAGAAACAGCUCCUGAUGGCACUGUUUCUGUGACUGAACUUGACAGAGGAAACGCAUCUGAAUCUGACGAAGAUAUUCUUGCUGAUACUACUGAGGUAAAUGAUAACAUUGAUUGUUCUGACAAAGUGACAACAGACCUUGAAAAACUGAAAGUCGUUGCUGACCCUCAAUAUCCACCCCCUGUUAUGAGAAGAAAAAAACUUUCUGAUACUGAAGUCAUGGAUAAAUUAAAAUGCAUUACUUCUCCUGGGGAUCCCCAGCAAAAAUAUUCUUUGAUCAAGAAAAUUGGUUCCGGGGCAUCAGGUUUAGUGUAUACUGCAAUUGAUAAAGAGUCUGGAGAAAAAGUAGCCAUUAAAACAAUGGAUAUUGGACAACAACCUCAAAAAGAUCUUAUUAUAACUGAAAUCAAAGUCAUGCAACAAAAUAAACACCCUAAUCUUGUAAACUUUGUGGAAAGCUACCUUGUUGAUGGAUCAUUGUGGGUCGUCAUGGAAUAUUUAGAGGGAGGUCCUCUUACAGAUGUCGUCAUGGAAGUUCUCAUGAACGAAAGCCAGAUUGCAUCUGUGUGUCGAGAAACCCUGAAAGCGAUCGCAUUCCUUCAUUCCAGAGGGAUCAUUCACAGGGAUAUUAAAAGUGACAAUGUCCUACUCGGUAUGGACGGAACUGUGAAAGUGACCGACUUCGGAUUCUGUGCUCAGAUCACGCCAGAGGAGAAGAGGCAGACAGUUGUCGGUACGCCUUACUGGAUGGCUCCCGAAGUCGUGACUCGUAAGCAGUACGGGAAUAAAAUCGAUAUCUGGAGCCUUGGUAUCAUGGUGAUUGAAAUGAUUGACGGGGAGCCACCCUAUUUGAAUGAAACACCCUUAAAAGCUUUAUAUCUUAUUGCCACCACAGGAAAGCCCAAACUGAAAGACAGGGCAAAACUGUCUGCUGAACUGAGUGACUUUUUAGACAAGUGCCUGGAAGUGGACGUCGAGAAGCGAGCCUCGGCUGCCGAACUUUUGAAACACCCAUUCCUCCAGAAAGCUGGCAGUCUCUCUUCGAUGACUCCGCUUAUAAGAGCUGCAAGAGUUAUACUGAAAAAGUAAUUUCGCGCUUUUAUCCAAAAAGUAUUUUGAGUUAAGUUUCGCAUUCCUAUAUUUUCUCCCAUUCCAUUGAAUGAAGUAUUGCAAAAAAUACUAGUCAAAGUGAUUUCGAUUUAGCAAUCAUCGCAGAAAUAAUAUGUCAAACAUAUUUAGAAUAGAUCUUAUGAGCUGCCAUUUGCUAUGUGAAUGUAAAUGUAUACAUAAUUGUUUUUCAUUGAGUGAGAAUGCAAGUGUGCUAUCGCCAUUUUUUUUUUCUUUAUGAUUUGUUUCUACUUCAUGAGAAGCUUUUAUUUCAGUAGUGGGCCAACUCCACAUAUUAAAAAAAGGGUUUAAGCCCUACUUUUAUGUUAAUGCUAAGUUUUUUUAAAAAAAUCUUAUUUCAAAAGCUAUUAAAUGUCAAGCUUAUUUCUGCUGCUUAACAAAAGAAAAGAACAAAAAAUACACUCUUUAGAUUUUUACCUCUAAGCAUUGAGUUGGACCACAGCUCAAAUUUGAGCUUUGUAUGAGAGUUGUGCCAUGAUAAAUCCCCCUUAAUAUAUAUUUUUCAAAAUUUUUGUAGAAAAAUUAACCAGAUAAACAUCUCAAGAUAAUCACUUGUUAUUAUACUCAAGACUUGUAUAUUAAACUCAAGAUAAUCACUUCAGAUUGUUUUUCAUUACUUUAAUACUAUGUGUAAAUUUUUUAAACAAGCGUUUCUCAAAAACUAUUAUAAUAGUUAACUAAAAAUUUAGUUAUUUUGUUUUAGUUAGGUUCUUUUGCGAACGCUCAAUAUUUUUUGUUUUAUCCUUUUUUUAAAAAUUAAACGAACAUUUUGCAUAAUUAGUACAUUCCUUUAUACUGGUCAAUCAAGUUUUAUUAAAAACGGCUUAUGCAAAAACACAAGGUCU